Myotis lucifugus (little brown bat) is the source of this 4619-nucleotide messenger RNA. RefSeq names its product PAS domain containing serine/threonine kinase (gene PASK). The record is from RefSeq and is a predicted model, not a curated record. The transcript has 18 exons. NCBI's taxonomy places the organism in Eukaryota, Metazoa, Chordata, Mammalia, Chiroptera, Vespertilionidae. Gene Ontology annotation, cellular component: nucleus; cytosol; cytoplasm. The coding region runs from base 229 to 4446 and encodes 1405 amino acids. Gene Ontology annotation, molecular function: protein serine/threonine kinase activity; ATP binding. Gene Ontology annotation, biological process: negative regulation of glycogen biosynthetic process; protein phosphorylation; intracellular signal transduction.
GUCCCCGCAGCCCCCGCCUCCAGGACGAGGCAGCCGAGAGGCGAGCUCCGCGCUGCUCAUCCUUCUCAAUUCCGAGAAAGAAGGAACCGGCGACUGCCGGACCGGGUUGGAGGAGGCGCUGGCGCCUCUCAGGCGCCGUAGGAGCCUGGUGCGUCCUUAGCUACCGUUAGCGCGGGCUUCCCCACUCAGGCUCGCUAACUCCCGUCCACAGGAGCCAGUGGUUGGCCUAUGGGACCUGUCAAUCGGCGUGAGUUGCUCUACGAUUGGCCGGCAGGACUGGAGGGGAAGAACGGUUUCCUCGUGGCGGGGUACUCGGUCGGGUGUCGUUCGUCGGCUCCAGUUGACGGCUGUUCCACGGCCUACCAUCUCUCAAUGGAGGACAGAGGCUCACCCGCCUUGGAAAAGGACUGGAGGUGUCUGUGUGGGAACCCAUCCUCGUUGGCACCCUCUGAGGGCCCUGCUGUGCAGACCUCCCCCCAGCUCAGCAAGUCUGUGUCCUCGGCCCACAGACACCUGAACAGAAGGAAUGGGCUCUCGAAACUCUGCCAGAGCAGGAUGGCACUCUCUGAAGACAGAUGGUCCUCCUAUUGUCUCUCGUCAUUGGCUGCCCAAAACAUCUGCACAGGGAAAGUGCAGUGCACAGCCAUGGCCGAGCAGGCGGACCCAGCCGGGUUCCUGGGCAGCAUGUCCUGCUGCUCAUUGCUGCGUGGCUUGUCCUCUGGGUGCUCCACACCCCUGCUCCCAGCCCCUGCGGGCAACCCCAACAAGGCCAUCUUCACGGUGGAUGCCAAGACUUCAGAGAUCCUGGUUGCCAACGACAAUGCUUGCCGGCUCCUGGGGUACAGCAGCCACGAUCUCAUCGGCCUGAAGCUCACGCAGUUCUUUCUGAAGCCAGACUGCGAUGUGGUGGAAGCGCUCAGCGAGGAGCAUGUGGAGGCUGAUGGCCAUGCUGCCGUGGUGUUUGGCACAGUGGUGGACGUUGUGAGCCGAAGCAGUGAGCGGAUCCCAGUGUCCGUGUGGAUGAAGAGGAUGAAGCAGGAGCCCCGCCUGUGCUGUGUGGUCGUGCUGGAGCCAGUGGAGAGGGUCUCAGCCUGGGUCUCUUUCCAAAGUGAUGGAACGAUCACAUCGUGUGACAGUGUCUUUGCCCAUCUGCACGGCUACGAGUGUGGAAACGAGGUGGCUGGGCAACGCAUCACAGACCUGAUCCCUUCCGUGCAGCUCCCUGCACCUGGCCAGCCUCUCCCACAGAAUCUCAAGAUUCAGAGGUCUGUCGGAAGAGCCAAGGAUGGUACCACCUUCCCUCUGAGCUUAAAGCUGAAACCUAAGCCCAAUAGCAAGGAGGCAGAAGCCGGCCAGGCGGCCCCUGAGCAAGGUUACUCGGCGUCCAUCUGGGUGUUCUCCACCAUCAGCGGCCUUAUCACCCUCCUGUCGGAUGGGACCAUCUAUGGCAUCAAUCACAGCUUUGCACUGAUGCUGUUUGGUUAUGGGAGGACCGAGCUCCUGGGCAAGAACAUCACUUUCCUGAUCCCUGGUUUCUACCGUUGCAUGGACCUUGUAAAUGAGGGCUCCUUACCACUGCCAGACCUGGUCAGCCGCCUGGACAUGGGAAACAGGAGUGAGCCUGGGGAAACGACCGUGGACCCCCUGCAGGGCUGGAGCACGGCUGAGGAUCCAGGGAUUAAUGUCAUGCUCGCUGUUGACCACAUGCUGCCCCCAGACAGGACCCCAAAGCCAGCGGGAAGCCAAGAAGUUGUCACAGGGACCCAGACCCAAGUGGACACUGGAGUCCGGCUCCCUUCUCCCCUCUCAUCUCUGCCCACUCUGGGGGGGGACAGCAUCCCAGGAGGAAGCCCACCAGCCCAGGAACAGUCAUUGCCUGAGGACCAGUGGAACAUUCCAGAAGGAAGCCCACCAGCACAGGAACAGUCAUUGCUUGAGGACCAGUGGAACAUUCCAGAAAGAAGCCCACCAGCCCAAGUAUCGUCAUCGCCUGAGGACCAGCAGGACAUCCCAGAAGGAAGCCCACCAGCCCAUCGCCAGUUGUCAUCACCUGAGGACCAGCAGGACACUGUCUUGGAGAAGCAGGAACCUACAGGAACAGAGAGCCUCAGACAGGAGCUUUUGAGGGGAAGCAGGUCUGCCUCAGUGGACAUAAGACCCUUUGCUUCCUGUGAAGAUUCUGAAGCUCUGACCCCAGCUGAGGACAGGAGCUGGGGUGAAGUGUGUGGACUGUCCCAGGCAGCACAGCUGGAGUGCAUGGGUUUGAGCACUGCCAACCAUCAGGCUGAUGCUGCGGGACAGCUAGCAGAGGUGGGCCUCCCAGUGCUGCACCCUGGGUAUGGGGCUGAGUGGAGCACACCCCAGGGGAGCCCAGCUACAGCCGCCAGUCCCUCGGGGCCCUCGGGGACAGCGCGACUCUCAUGUUCCAUACCUUUGGAGGAGCAGUGGCUGGGAGCGCAGGAUGACAGGGAGGAGCUGCAGACUUGCUUACUGAAGGAGCAGCUGUCCAAGUCGAGCUUUGGGAGACCUCAGGAUAUCUCCUCCAUUGAGCUGGUCCCGGCGGAGCAUACUGCCUUCUCCACCCCUGUGUCGCUGUGUGACCUGGGAGGCAGAGACCUGUACAGCGGCCACUCCGGCAGCUCCUCAGCCUACUAUGCCCUAGCCACAGACCUCCCCGGUGUCUUGGACACAGUGGAGGCCCCAGAGGCUGAUGGAAAUUCCUUUUUAUGGAACCUCAGGGAAGUGUUUUACAGCCGGUGGACAGACCGAACUUCUUCCAACUGUUCCUGUGCCUCAUCUGAGCUCGUGGGGACAGCCUCCCCUUCACUGGCUGGCUCCGAUGUGGAUGUGAGCACUUUGCAUGGGCACAGGGCAGAGGUUCUGGAUGAUAGGGAGCUGUUGUUGCUGACUGGCACCUAUUUCAAUCUUGGUGAAGGCCGGCAGUUCUGUGAGACCCAUCUGGGCCUUAAUCAGAGAGAACCAUCUGACACCUCAGAAUGUGAAGACGUGAGUGGCAGAGAGAGCCCUGGCUGUGUCCUUCCCAGGUUGGAAUCCAGCCCCAUGGACAUGUGCCCGUUAGAGGAGCCCAGGUCAAGCAUCCAGGUCACCUCCACGCCUGUGAGAGGGGAUAGCUCGGCGACAUCCGGGACCACUAGCCUGCAGCAGGAAAUCCAGGAGGGCACCUACUUGGGGAGCUGCUGCCACAGAGACGGCUCACUGCUGAGUGUUCAGUUUGAGGUGAAGCGGGUGGAGCUCCAAGGCCCUGCUCCCCUGUUCUGCUGCUGGCUGGUGAAAAACCUCCUGCACGGCCAACAGGCCUCGGCCACUCAUACCCAACUGCUGCUGGCCAGCCUGCCCAGCUCCACGCACUCCGCGUGUGAGCAUCCUGGACCCAGCCCAGGGGAGAUGCUCAGAAGCAGACCGUGGUUUGAGGAGCCACCCAAGGCAGGGGAGUUGGAGGGGCUGGCAGCCUGUGAGGGUGCAUACUCUCACAAGUACAGUACGCUGAGCCCACUGGGCAGUGGGGCCUUUGGCUUCGUGUGGACUGCUCUGGACAGGGAUCAGAAUAAGGAGGUGGUGGUGAAGUUUAUUAAGAAGGAGAAGGUUCUGGAGGAUUGUUGGAUCGAGGAUCCCACACUUGGAAAAGUUACGUUGGAGAUAUCGAUCCUGUCCAGGGUGGAGCACGCCAACAUCAUAAAGAUCCUGGACAUAUUCGAGAACCAGAGCUUCUUUCAGCUGGUGAUGGAGAAGCAUGGCUCUGGCCUGGACCUCUUUGCGUUCAUCGACCACCACCCCAGCCUGGAUGAGCCGUUGGCCAGUUACAUCUUCCGACAGCUGGUGUCGGCAGUGGGGUAUCUCCGCUCGAAGAGCAUCCUUCACCGGGACAUCAAGGAUGAGAACAUCGUCAUUGCCGAGGACUUCACCAUUAAGCUCAUAGACUUCGGCUCCGCUGCCUACUUGGAAAGGGGCAAACUGUUCUACACCUUCUGUGGGACAAUCGAGUACUGUGCGCCCGAAGUUCUCAUGGGGAAUCCUUACAAGGGUCCGGAGCUAGAGAUGUGGUCCCUGGGAGUCACGCUGUACACGCUCAUCUUUGAGGAGAACCCCUUCUGCGAGCUGGAGGAGACCCUGGAAGCUGCAAUAAACCCCCCGUACUUGGUGUCGGAAGAUCUCAUGAACCUCAUGUCUGGGCUGCUGCAGCCUGUCCCCGAGCGGCGCACCACCUUGGAGAAGCUGGUGACAGACCCUUGGGUUACCCAGCCCGUGAACCUUGCAGACUACACCUGGGAGGAAGUGUGUGGAAUAAACAAGCCAGAAAGUAGAGUCAUGUCCACUGUGAGUCUGGAGGUGGAGAGCAGGAGCCCCAGUGAAGUGGCUCAGCAUCCGGAGCUGGCGGCGCCCCCUAAUAGUCCUCAUCCAUCCAGGAAAAGUAAUUCUCAAGAUUGAGCCCAAUUCACCUAAAAACUCAUGUGCAUUUGAUAAAUGCUAGAACAAAAGCCAGUGGUGCUAUAUUACUUUAGGUUUAUAAAAUAGACACGGAGUUCAUUUUUUUCAUGGCCUUGGAAAAACAUUGUAGAGUUCAGUACUAUGAAAGGACUUUGAAUCUGUGAACUUCUGAA